Messenger RNA from Sarcophilus harrisii (Tasmanian devil), 643 nucleotides. Its product is annotated as carcinoembryonic antigen-related cell adhesion molecule 16-like. Gene Ontology annotation, molecular function: protein tyrosine kinase binding. Gene Ontology annotation, biological process: regulation of immune system process; signal transduction. Lineage: Eukaryota; Metazoa; Chordata; Mammalia; Dasyuromorphia; Dasyuridae. The coding region runs from base 1 to 609 and encodes 202 amino acids. The transcript is spliced from 2 exons. The record is from RefSeq and is a predicted model, not a curated record. Gene Ontology annotation, cellular component: plasma membrane; cell surface.
AUGGAGAGCCCUUCAGAACCUCAGAGCGGGGUGUUCAACCCCUGGAGGGUGCUCCUGAUCACAGGCCAGGAUUCCCUGCAAACACCCCCACUGAGCUCCCAGCAGCCCCCACCCUUAUUUCAGGGACAGCUCAGUGGCCUUGGUCUCUCAGGAGGGCAGAGGGACCCUGCUGACCUCUGCCUCCUUCCUCCCCUCUCAGCCUCCAUCCUCAGCUGCUGGAUCCAGCCAACGUCUACUCAAUUCUCUCUUCUUCCAAACCCUCUCUAUGGGGAAGUGAACCGCAGCAUCACCUUGGACAUCCAGGGCUUCUCAGGCCAGGCUCUCAUCUAUACUUGGUACAGAAAAGCAGUAGCAGAACCCAACAAGAUCGCUCUCUACAGGGUUGAAACUGAAGCGCAGGAGCCUGCAGGCAUCCGUGAGAAGGUGCUCCCCAACGGCUCCCUGCUCAUCCCUGACCUCACCCUCAGUGACACUGAUGACUACCAUGUAACCAUUGUUAAUUCUCAAGGCAGCAUAAUGGUUGGACAAGGACAUUUAACGGUGUAUGGUAAGUGCUGCCCUUCCCCUGGGCCAUGUCUCACUCCUAUUCCCUCCCUCAGUCUGGGGUGAGAAGCUCCCCUAAGGGAGCAGGGAGAAUGCAGAG